This is a messenger RNA of Miscanthus lutarioriparius, 330 nucleotides long. The record is from the annotation of a GenBank genome assembly. NCBI's taxonomy places the organism in Eukaryota, Viridiplantae, Streptophyta, Magnoliopsida, Poales, Poaceae.
AUGCCGGCGGCGUCUGUGGUCGCGUCGGCCGUGGAGAGGCUACAGACGGCGGCGCAGGACGCCGCCAUGUCCUCGUCGCGCUCGGCCGUCGCUUUUUCCGAGCAGGCGCAGCAAACCCUCGUGCCCAGGGCCGCCGGCGUGCUUCUUCCAAUCCCCAGUAAUAAUUACAGCUGUACUUCUGAUCUUAUUACUGUACUUAAUGGAAUCAGUUUACUUCCAGCCAGUUUGGCUUACGUUUACACAAGCAGUAUGAGGGCAACUGGUGGUUUUCCCCGGAACCUUCAUGUAACCAAAUUUCCAAAAGAGAAGCAUAAGAAAUCCCUUGUCUGA